Symsagittifera roscoffensis is the source of this 2266-nucleotide messenger RNA. Its product is annotated as actin-binding protein IPP-like. The transcript is spliced from 4 exons. Bases 3 to 1994 code for a protein of 663 amino acids. The record is from RefSeq and is a predicted model, not a curated record. Lineage: Eukaryota; Metazoa; Xenacoelomorpha; Acoela; Convolutidae. Gene Ontology annotation, molecular function: protein binding.
ACAUGGAUCUUCGUGAAAAGCUCAAUGAGCACCGUCGCCAAAAUUUUCUUUGUGAUGUUAACCUUAUUGUUGAGCAAAGAAAGUUUCCGGCUCAUAAAUUUGUCCUUGCUGCUACUUCUGAAUACUUCAGCAAUAUGUUUGUUGAUGAAGCCCCCCCUCUGCCACCGAUGCAUUCUACCGAAAAUGAUGAGCAAAAGGAAAACGGCAAAAUUUUACAGCCAAAAGAAGACGACGAAAAUGAAUUAGUGGUUGAUGCUAGCAGUAAAAAUGGUCAUAAGGCGGAAUCAAAUGAGAUGCAGAGUGAUGAUAAAGUUGGCAACUCUGCCAAUGGGACAUUUGGAAAGUCUGAAAAAAUAAUUGCAGAUGUCGAAUUAGAGGGCGCUAAAGCCAAUGGGUUUGAAGCAAUCCUAAAGUUCCUCUAUACCGCAAGAUUCUCCUGCAAAGCGGAGACUGUGAUGGAGGUAUUACACAAUGCACGAGUGUUGAAGCUCUCAGACGUCAUGCAAAACUGUCUUGUCUACUUGUGUCAAAACAUGACUGUCCUCCAAUGCAUUCCAACAUACCAGAUGGCACUUCAAUACAAUUAUUUUCCACUUGUGGCUUCUUGUAAACAGAUUGUACUGAACAAGUUUUCGGAAUUGUUGGUGACUAAACAUUUCUUGGAAAUGAGUCCUGUUUUGCUGUGUCAGAUGUUGAGCGACGACAAUCUCAAAAUUCCUGAUGAAAAGCUUGCAAUGCGGGCGGUCAUAAAAUGGAUCAUGCAUGAUAUAACAGUUCGAAAAUCUCUGGCUGACCGAAUGCUGGCGUCUAUUCGAUUCUCGUACAUCAAUACUUCUGACUUCCUCACAGAACUGGACAAAUGCAAGGACGUAGUUUAUCUGAAGGAGAGAUUCGAAGCGUGUCAAGUUUUCAAAUCAGACAAGUCACUUCUUAGUGGAGCUUUUUCGCUUUCAUUCGAAUCAAAUAUAGGCAAAGAUGGUAGCCAAAAAUUCCCAGAACUAGUUUCGAUGCAACAUAUUCCAAGAAAGAGUUACAGACCCAAAAUAAUUUUAACUGGUGGAGUUUCAUCGUACAGAAAUUCAAUUAUAGAUUGGUGUGACAACUACGAUCUAUUUGCUCAUUCGUGGUCACAGAGCAACAGAUUGGCCAUCAGUAGAAGUGGUCAUUGUAUGGUCCAUUUCGACCACAGACUGCUGUUUUUAAUAGGCGGUCAGAGGUCGCCCGAUGAAUUCUUGAACUCAGUUGAAAUUUAUGAUUCCGCAGACGAUAGAUUUAGGCCAACGCCAAGUACGCAAAGUCUGCUAAAAGCUAGAAAGUGGUUCAAUGCGGUGCAAUAUGGUCGAAAUGUAUACGUUGUUGGAGGUUACUCGGGCGACGGUCCCUUGGACUCAAUUGAAACAUAUAGUCCAAAAACAGCAAAUUCCAGCUGGACUAGUUUUGCUGCUUUGGACGUUGCGAUCUUUUCUUUUGGCUCAGUAGUGCUCGGACAGGAGUUGUUCAUCUCUGGAGGUGUGAUAAAUAGUUCGAACUCUGAAGAGCUGAGGAGUUUUUGCUUCAAGAGCAAGAAAGUAUCCCAGAGGAGUUCGAUGCACUUGAAGCGUAGUCAGCAUUGUCUAGUUGCAGUGAAAGAUUGCCUCUAUGCAAUCGGAGGUCGAAAUUGUUCGGAGGGUGUUUUAAAGUCUGUUGAGAGGUACUCUAUAAUGGAUGAUGCUUGGACCAAAGUUAGCGCUAUGAGUUCUGCCCGUGCUGGUGCCUGUGCAGUCGUGUUUGAUGGUCUCAUCUACGUUUUUGGAGGCAGAGCUCACUUGAGUAUUCCAGUUGCAACCACCAGAAAAGGUGCAAAUGGAGGAAUCGUUGACCCCGAAAUGGAAGUGUAUGACCCCAUGACUAAUCAGUGGAACUUUUUGCCUGUAGACAAUAAUAAUGCUAAUCAGUUUGCAGGAAGGAGUUACGCUGCAGCAGUUUUAAUGCAGCCGUUGAUAAACAGCUCUUAAAACCUGAACUUUCAGUUGUAUAAAAUAUAAAUUUUGAAAAUACUUUAUUGGUUUAGCUUUUGCAAAUCUAUUUAAGCUAUAAAACUGAGUGGUAUGGUAGUGUUUCAUAUAUAUCUAACAGUUGAUUUUUAAGCAAACACGUAUAUCAAAUACUUACUAUUACUUUUUUGGUUCGAAAUAAGAAUCCGUUUUCUACCAACGGAUUAGUUUUCGAGUUUUCAGUUCUCGGGUAAUGGGAGUUCUAAUAUAAUCAAUGGCGGAUCUAGGAUUUU